AUGUCCUCCCCGUCCUCGGAGCUCGAAGACCUUCUGCGUGGGCUAAAUAGUCGGCAGCUUCCUCUGCCACAUCUCCGGAAAUCCUUGCAAGCUGUCGCGAAGGCUGUUAAGAAGGACCCAUCGCUAAUCAAACAACUACAGGAUCAAAAAACCAUCGAGUCAGUAUUGCACUAUAUCGAGAAGCCAAGAGUUGCUGAUCUGGCUCUGAGUGUCUUAGCGAACUGUCUCGUUCAUGAGGGCAUUCGGACGGAUGUAUUGGAAACAAGUUGCGUCCUCAGUCUCGUUCGCAUCGUCACGAAUAUAGUGGACGAUCCAAUCCGGAACCGAGCAUGUCGGGCCUUGGCGAACAUCGCCUUGACGCGACGUGGGGCUCAAGCCGUACACCAGGUUAAGGGGUCCAUACUGGCUGUCGUCGAUUUCCUGAACACUACGAAGUCAAAAGAUUCACAAGCUACGGCUAUGCGUGCGCUCCGCGUACUAGGCGGUACGAGCGCCCACAGAGAAUCGAUACUGGCAGUCGGCGGCGUCUCGGCUCUCGGAAGAUGCCUCCAAACGGUUGCCGAACCUCUUCGAAGACCUUGCGCGGAAGCUCUCCAGCAAUUAACGCGGAGCUGCAGUUUAGCGUGCGCCAAACAGGUGAAAGAUUCUGGCGCAUUCCCGCUAUUGGUCGAGAUGUCUCCAGCAGUGGAGGGCGCUCUAUUCACCAUGCUCAAUAUGGGGCACGUCGAUGAAAUGCUCGCAGACGUGGGGGGCUCAGGAGUGAUUUCGAAGAUCGUUCUGUGUCUCAAUGAUCGGAAACUAGCCCCGCGGAGUAAGUAUGAUGCAGUUUUCAUCACACUCUGUCGAUUGUGCAAGGAUCCGUAUAACCUCAUCCGAGUCCGCGAUUCUGGGGGGUUGCCGAUAUUGGUGAAUAUUCUCCUGGAUGCUGAGAGGAAGAAACUAUGGGUCUAUGCAACCUACACUCUACUACAGUACCAGCAUGAUGAUACAGCGUUGGCAGAGCUUGUCAAACUCAACCUCCUGGAGGUCCUCGUGCGAUACUUAGAUGACUAUGCGGUACAGAACUGUCAGGAACAUCAACUCGAAGAUGUCGAAGAGGAAGGCAAUAAGGAAAAAACGACGAAUGACGGUGGGUUUACUUUGCCCGGCCAAUCGGAUCGCUCUAGCUGCGUGUCCAAUCAGUCGGGAGAGCAUGACGCGCCCUUCAGCCACACGGAUACCGACACAGCAGCAUCAUUGGGGUCCGACCAUGAGGCGACGACCGACGAGCCCCUGUCGAAACGCCCGAAGUUGUUCUGUGUGAACAGUCCAAGUUACCUGGAGAUUAUGCAAGCCAAGAGUCUAGCUUUCAACUAUGAUAUGGGAACCGAGGAAUACGGUGAUUACACAGGCCUGCCUGGCUAUUCCGGAGGUAUGUCGCCGCGUUCAGCCCGAUCUCCCGUGAUGCCCGAUUUCGACAACAGGAGCAAUACUGGCAGUCCGAGUCAAAGCGGAAGUGAAGGCGCAAGUCCAUGCAGAACAGAUGACGAAAACGAGAAUCCAGCUUAUUCUCCUGUGUACGAUAGCAAUCACUGUAGCUCAUCCACCGAGGAUGAAGAGGAGGAGAAAAGCUUCAGCUUUAUACAUUCCCAUCGCAGGUGGGUCAAGUCAAGAAGGAUUCUCUCUCAGACACCGAAUUCUCUGUACUCAGUCUCGGAUUUCUCUCAAAUCCGCAGAUACAACUCCCAAGUUAUUUCUUCCGAAAAGAAGUCAGCGUGGCGAUCCGUAGGUUCAAAAAGGACGGCUUCGAUCGGAGCCAAGUCAGAAACGGUCGCUCCCAAAGAUAUUAUGCUUGACCACGUACUCAGAAUAUUCGAGAUCUACACCUUCCCCAGGUGUAUAGAACUCUUGGCCGAACAGUGCACGGCGGUUUGUGGGGUUCUGCUCCGCUAUAUUGCGGCGGUUCCCACUUCAUUGAGCCGCGCUGAAAAAGUAGUUUUGGUCAUCUGUCAACACAACUUGUUCUUCAGAUAUUUCUUAAGUGAGAAUAGUUUAUUCGAAUGGAUGAAGAUCCUAGCGAGACCACACGACGAGAACGAAUGCUCUCGCUGUUUCUAUCUGUCAUCGGUAGAGCAUCAAAUUCUCCGGAAGCUUGCGACUGUCGCCGAGAGUGGUUUCGGCUCUGGAGAGCUGGCCAGAGCCCUCGUGGGCGAUUCGACCUCGGACGCUAGCAAAGAACAAACUGCCCUCUCCGUCGGUUUUAUCGUGCGCCAACCAAAUACUUUGUUCAACUUGCUCUUCCACUGCCGCGCGUUAGAUAAGUUGUUCGACAUUAUCGAGACUCACGCACAAGAGCUUUCUAAACACACGGGUGAUUCCUCUAAUGAGGACUCCAAAAGCCAAUCUACGACGCAUAGCGAGCGCUUCAAGACAGCCGUACAAUCGCUGAAAGAAAUUGGUAGGACUUGCAAUUUCCUGCUUGAAGAGGUCAGACAACAGAGUCCGGAUAUCGUUUGUCGGGACAUACGAGAGCAGCUCUCAAACGGGACGGAAGACGGGGUCACUAUCGAACUGGACAACGGAAUUUCGCUGCUCGCGAGCAAGAAGCUAUUGAUUGAAAAAUCGGUCUACUUUGAAGCAAUGCUGCGAUCUGAUUGUUUCGUCGAAGGCAGAUCAAGUUUCGUGAGACUUCCAGGAGUCGACGAAACUCCGCUCCGGAUGGUUCUCCAUUGUUUGUCCUGUAAAAAACGAUGCUGCGGAAGUGUCCCAGUAUUGGAGACAGCGGUAGAUUGUUUACAAUUGGUCGAGCGACUGAUGUUGACCAGUCUCGCCGAGAUCAUGCUGGACACCGUCAUGGCGCUGAUGGAGUCACCGAAGGAUCUCGUGGUUGUCUACCCGAAGAUUGCCGGAUUCUUAGGGGUGAAAGCUCUGCGAGAACGCUGCGUGAAACUACUCUUGUCCAGAGAAUUCAAGUCCGUGGAGUCAUCGGUGGACGCUCUGAAAGAAAUUCUCAAAACCUCAGUGGCGGGAGAUCUCGUGGAAGACAUCCGAAUCACUAUCAAGACCUCGUUAUGCCAAAUGUCCCAAAAGGUUUCGUGAAUAAUCUCGGCUUACAGUCGGCAUUCGAGAGAAGAUUCAAAUCCAGAUCCCAAUGCGUUCCAGUCACUCGACACUUGACUGGCCGGAGUCUGACUCCGCUCUCGGAGUCAGAAAAAACAUCUGGCACAUCCGAUUCUCACGAGACACGAGGAGAAUAUUGAUUAUGAUACGUGGAGAAUCUCUCUCGCUCCUGAAUGAGAGAGCGAUUGCAAACACCCAUGAAAUCUGUGAAACUAGGCACCUCGCAUGAGAUACGACGGUGAAGAUGGAGUACUAAAAAUUGUAAUUGACUCGGCGGUAAUAAAUAAAGCGUCUGGUAAGGAGCUCGUCGGGAGGGCUUUCGGAGCUCCCGCUCUCAGAAGCGAUUGCGGCUUUCUUCCAUGAGGUGCCCGCGUCGGAGCGCCAGGGCCUGUAUGAUACUGUAAUAUU
Molecule: messenger RNA, 3507 nt
Organism: Galendromus occidentalis (western predatory mite)
Lineage: Eukaryota; Metazoa; Arthropoda; Arachnida; Mesostigmata; Phytoseiidae
Gene: Rnb
Product: BTB/POZ domain-containing protein Rnb
Exons: 14
Coding region: 1-3078 (1025 amino acids)
Biological process (GO): anatomical structure morphogenesis
Cellular component (GO): cytosol
Molecular function (GO): protein binding
Source: RefSeq, a predicted model, not a curated record